ACUUUCCCUGCUGAAAUAUUAUGAUUCAUCACUGUGCUACAACUAUAUAACCAGAUUUGAUUUUAAAUGAGGGAAAAAAAUCUCAACAAUAAAUCAAAGUCUUUAGUUGAUGUUAAGAUGAAGAUAUUUUGGGAGUUGGAAGAUUCAUGCCAAGUGUGAAAAUGAAGUGGUUUGUCGGUUUCUGGGGCAAGAGAUAUUUCUUAUUUGAAAUGUAAAGAAAGCACCUUCCAAAAUGGCUGCAGCAUCAACUGCCUCCUUAUUUUCUGCAGCGCGUUCUGGUUCUAAUAAUAAUGCAAGUCCCUCUGUUUCAAAUAUAUAUGCUACAAGUUUUAUGGGUGCUCACUUGAGAAGAUAUUAUCCAGCUUCAAGGAAACUAGUACGGAUUAGUAGGGGUAUAGUUGCUGCGGGCAUUGCAACUGCCGCUGCAGAGGAAAUCAAAGAAUAUGAACUUCCCACAUGGGCUAAAUUUGACCUUGGAAAAUCACCAGUAUAUUGGAAAACAAUGAAUGGACUCGCUCCAACUGCAGGAGAGAGACUGAAGCUUUUUUACAAUCCAGCUGCAAACAGUAUGGUUCCUAAUGAAGAUUUUGGAAUUGCUUUCAAUGGAGGUUUCAACCAGCCUAUCAUGUGCGGUGCUGAGCCUAGGGUAAUGCUCCAGAAAAUUAGAGGAAAAGCCGAUCCUCCUAUUUAUACGAUUCAGAUAGGCAUUCCUAAGCAUGCUCUUAGUUUGAUCUUCUCGUUCACAAAUGGAACCGAAUGGGAUGGUCCCUACAGACUACAAUUUCAAGUCCCCAAGGCUUGGAGAAAUAAACCAACUGAAUUCUUCACUGAGGGGCUUGCACAGGAGUUGAGCCAGGAGGGUGCCUGUGAUAGGGCAAUCUUUCCGGACUCGAAUAUCUUGAUCACAAGAUGUGCUAUGGUUGGUAACCUGAACGUGGACGGAGGUGAUCGUUGCAAUCUUGAUCUAGUACCUGGAUGCAUUGAUCCAAGCUCGCCCUACUAUAAUCCACUAGCCAAUGUGGAUGAUGGAUCUUGUCCACCAUAUUCAGAUUCUGAGGAUUGACUUUCAGUAUUAAUAUAUGACCUAUGCUUAUAGCUUAGUGUUAUCCAUGGAAGUAGUCCACAGUUUUGUGGAUUCUAUUUCCUGUCCCCUUCUCACCUUUCCCUUUUCUCGUUUGAGAUAAAGAAAACGUCUGGAUAAAAGGAAAACUCGGGUACACCGUACACAUGAAUCUCCAAUCCUAUACUUGAGGUAUCUAGUUAUGGUCUGUACUGGUUCGUUGUAUAGAAAUUUGAUACUUACCUUCAGACGCAGAUCUACCUUAUAAGGUACGGGUGCCAUGGCGCCUGCACGUUCAAUUAGAAUUGGUAUUAUGUAUAGUGGCACGUUGUUGAAUAACUAUUCGAGGGUUCACCAAAAUUCUUGGGUUGAUUUGCACCUUGUAAUAUGAUCGAAUAAGUUGGAGGAGAUGAUCACUUCAAGCUGAACUCUGCCUUCGCAUUUAUCUACUUCCCUUCUUAUAUGCA
Messenger RNA from Capsicum annuum, 1527 nucleotides. Its product is annotated as protein POST-ILLUMINATION CHLOROPHYLL FLUORESCENCE INCREASE, chloroplastic. Gene Ontology annotation, cellular component: chloroplast stroma; thylakoid. Gene Ontology annotation, biological process: chlororespiration. The transcript has 9 exons. The coding region runs from base 233 to 1063 and encodes 276 amino acids. Lineage: Eukaryota; Viridiplantae; Streptophyta; Magnoliopsida; Solanales; Solanaceae. The record is from RefSeq and is a predicted model, not a curated record.